This is a messenger RNA of Syngnathus acus (greater pipefish), 2635 nucleotides long. It is a transcript of the gene hdc, whose product is annotated as histidine decarboxylase. The record is from RefSeq and is a predicted model, not a curated record. Lineage: Eukaryota; Metazoa; Chordata; Actinopteri; Syngnathiformes; Syngnathidae. The transcript has 12 exons. Gene Ontology annotation, biological process: L-histidine catabolic process; histamine biosynthetic process. The coding region runs from base 62 to 2056 and encodes 664 amino acids. Gene Ontology annotation, molecular function: histidine decarboxylase activity; pyridoxal phosphate binding.
CAAAGGCAGCUUCCCUGCAGCAUCAAAACAAACCAGUCAAGAACCGCCCACCUCAAGAAAUAUGCAGGCUGACGAAUACAAUCGCCGAGGUAAGGAGUUGGUGGAGUACAUCACAAAGUACUUGGGCUCCAUCCGGGAGAGAAGGGUGAUUCCAGAUGUGAAGCCAGGCUACAUGAAGGAACUUCUACCAGACACGGCACCCACAGAGGCCGAAGACUGGGAGAGAAUAUUUGAUGACAUCGAGAAGGUUAUCAUGCCUGGAGUGGUCCACUGGCAGAGUCCUCACAUGCACGCCUAUUACCCUAGUCUGACAUCAUGGCCCUCAUUGCUGGGGGACAUGCUGGCUGAUGCCAUCAACUGUGUUGGCUUCACCUGGGCCUCUAGUCCUGCUUGUACAGAGUUGGAAAUGAAUGUGAUGGACUGGCUUUGUAAAGCCUUGGGCCUUCCCCAAUUCUUUCUCCAUUACCACAGCGAGAGCCGGGGAGGAGGUAUCAUACAGAGCACCGUCAGCGAAAGCACACUCGUGGCUCUUCUGGCGGCCAGGAAAGACAAAAUUCUGCAACUGCGUGCCGACCUGGAGCACGAACUGGAUGACUCUGUCCUAAAUUCAACGCUAGUGGCUUACGCUUCAGAUCAGGCACACUCCUCAGUGGAAAAGGCGGGUCAGAUCUCUCUCGUGAAGAUCCGAUUCCUACCCACAGAUGAGCAUUUGUCUCUGAGAGGAGAGAUGUUGAAACAGGCCAUACAAGAGGACAAAAGCAGAGGACUGGUCCCUUUUCUGUUAUGUGCCACUUUGGGAACCACAGGCGUGUGUGCCUUUGACACACUCUCAGAAUUGGGACCCGUGUGCGCACAAGAGGGACUAUGGCUCCAUGUGGAUGCUGCUUAUGCUGGCUCGGCCUACUUCUGUCCAGAGCUGCGCUGGUCGCUUGAAGGCAUUGAAUUUGCACACUCGUUUGUCUUCAACCCAUCAAAAUGGAUGAUGGUCCAUUUUGACUGCACAGCUUUUUGGGUCAAAGACAAACUCAAACUUCAACAGACGUUCAGUGUGGACCCCGUUUAUCUCAGACACGAAAACUCACAAGCAGCCACAGACUUUAUGCACUGGCAGAUUCCACUCAGUCGGCGUUUCCGCUCCCUCAAGCUCUGGUUCGUCAUGCGUUCCUUUGGACUGAAAAAUCUCCAGGGACAUAUCAGACAUGGUAUUGAGAUGGCAAAGCUCCUGGAGUCUCUGAUAAGAAGUGACCCAAACUUUGAGAUUCCUGCAAAGAGAUAUCUCGGCCUGGUUGUUUUCUGUCUCAAGAAAGGUAAUGCUUCAACCCAGGAGCUGCUGAGGAGGCUGACACGCUCUGGUGCCAUGUACCUCAUUCCAGCAGACAUUCACCGCAAACACAUCAUUCGAUUCACCGUGACCUCACAGCACACCACGGCAGAUGACAUUCACAGAGAUUGGAACAUUAUCUCCAAAAUAGCUUCCAAUCUCCUCGCUGAAACGCGGGCUCUUGAUAGUUCAAAGACCUUAGGAGCCACAGUGAAAGGCGAUGAAGACAUAAGUGUCAGGGCACUGGAGACUGAAGAGACCGCCCCAAGAAUGGACAAGGCCCAAGUGGAGCUUUGGAUCGACAAGGCUUGGAAUCAAUCCAGGAGACCCAUGGGCUCUCUGAGCUGCAACAGUGAGCCUCUGCCAUACAGUUAUCUCGGUCUAAGAAGCGGCUACGCCUUUGAAACAAAGCUGAGCCCUCAAGAUGAAGUCGACCUGCCAACGUUAGCGACGACUGGAGGUGCUAUCGCAGGAAAGAUAGCGGAGGUGCCUUCUAAAAUUGUCAGCAAGCAAAUCAUAAAAAAGCUGACCAAGUUCAACAGUGUUCCAAGCUUCUGCAAUCAGUGGGCGCAGGGUGGUCACCACCAGAUCUGCUGCCCUCUAAAAGUGUCUCAGGCUCCAAAGCAUUUGACCUCCACUUGUAGGAGAAUAAGCUGUACGCCAUCUUCCCCCGUUACCAACCCAGCUGCCUCUCCCGACCCCAUGGAAACUACUCCUACUUCCAAACUUCUGUAAAUGUGGCAUUUAGCAAGUCUGUGAACUAAUUCUCAAAGUGAAUUGCACAGGCUCCCUCUAGUGGUAUGUGAAAGUAUGACUUAAAUGUUCAAACUGCAUCAUGUUACAGUGGCUUCAACUUUUGUUUGUAAAUUCAGAUUGUUAGUACAUUUGUUUAGGUCACUUCUCAUUGUAUUUAACAUUUAAGUACAAUACGCUUGCAUGAAAUCUUUUAGAAUAGUUUUUCAAUAUUUCUUUUUGUGUGCAAUACAUUUUAACUGAAGUAAUUUAAGUACUAAAGUGAGGGGUUAAAGUCUCUGUAAAGUGAAACUAAAUCUGUCUUGUAAAUUUGGCACACCACAAAGAAGCGUUUUAUUAACGACCAAUGUUUAUUGUAGUCUUUAGAAACAUUGCUGAAUUCACUUUGAAGGGGUUUUAAACUUACACGCAAUGCAUUUUAAUUGAAUCAUUGCCAAUGUUAAUGUUCAAAAUGUUACAGUGGCUUACAAUGACAUAAAAUGUACUUUUUAGGAAUAAAACUUCUGCUCUGGUCAGUGGUGGUACUUGGGACAGGCAAGUAUUUUUCCAGGAGGUUUUUGA